CAGUAAUUCAUUUGAAGUUUCGAACCGGCGAACGUUAACUGAGCGACAUCUUGUUUAUAGAGUGCGUCAAAAAUGUUUACCAUGUAUUUAUGCUGGUUUUGCCUCUGUUCUCUAAUCCUACAAUGCUUUUCUGCUCGUACUACAAUAAAAGCAAGCAACAAACAUUCGUGUUACUCGAAUCCAGAGCUGGACAAAAAUUUCAAGGAAGUGAUUAAAAGUCCUCGACCUCACGAAUAUCUGAAGCUUGAAGAUCUUCCAGUUACAUGGGAUUGGAGAAACGCGAAUGGUGUGAAUUAUGCCAGCACACGAAACCAACACAUUCCGCAAUACUGCGGUUCGUGUUGGGCCAUGGGAACGACCAGUGCACUAUCUGACCGUAUAAAUAUUCAGAGAAAGGGAAAAUGGCCAGUGAAUUAUCUUUCUGUUCAAAACGUCAUUGACUGUGGUAACGCAGGCUCAUGUGAAGGUGGUAACAUGAUACCUGUAUAUGAAUACGCCAAGAAAGAGGGUAUCCCCGAUGAAACGUGCAACAACUAUCAAGCAAAAGACCAGGAUUGCGAUAAGGAACAUCAAUGUAAAACUUGUACAUUCGCUGGACAUUGUUUUGCUGUUCAAAACUACACAAGAUUCAAAGUCAAAGAAUAUGGCCGUGUCAGUGGUAAAGACAAAAUGAAAGCAGAAAUAUACGAGCGCGGUCCAAUAGCUUGUGGCAUAAUGGCGACUCAUAAGAUAGACCAAUAUCACGGCGGGGUUUAUUCGGAGUACAGUGACGAUAUCGAAAUCAACCACGCCAUUUCUGUUGCCGGGUGGGGCGUGGAUACCAAUGGUGUCGAAUAUUGGAUAGUGCGCAACUCCUGGGGAAGACCGUGGGGUGAGAAAGGGUGGUUGAGAAUUGUUACAAGCGCGUACAAAGAAGGCCAAGGUAACAAAUACAAUCUUGGCAUCGAGACGAUGUGCGUCUUUGCCGUUCCGGAGGUCACUGAUGAAUUAUCUGCAUGAUUUUAACCGAAGUAAAUGAGUGUAAUUAUUCUAAUUAAAAACUGUCUUUAAAAAAAACAAAAUAUAACAUUCAAUCCGAA
Molecule: messenger RNA, 1079 nt
Organism: Xenia sp. Carnegie-2017
Lineage: Eukaryota; Metazoa; Cnidaria; Anthozoa; Malacalcyonacea; Xeniidae
Product: cathepsin Z-like
Cellular component (GO): lysosome
Molecular function (GO): cysteine-type endopeptidase activity
Source: RefSeq, a predicted model, not a curated record